UGAUAUUAAUUUUAUGUUCACUGUACCGGAAGAUGCAGGUACUCGAGACUUUCAAAGCCUACAAGAUUCCAUAUCGACACAAACCUAUUUGCAACAGACAAUAUAUAGACAAUAAGUACUGCUAUGCCUGUUGCUACAACCUCAAGUAAUGAUGAUAAUGAGGAUUUAGACAAAGAAAUUUACAAAACAAGUGAUGAAAUUGAAAAAUUGACCGAACUUGGAAAUGCGAGAAGAGAACUUACUGGAAAAGCUAUUAUAAAUGUACUUACCCAAAAAUUAGCUGAAAACUUGCCUGUUAAUGGAAUUUGUGUUUUUAUAGCAUUGUGGCUUAGUCUAAUAACGUCUUCAAUGAUGGAAUAUACUAUAGAAUAUACUACAGGUGAUGAAGAGAUUUGUGUAGUAAAAGAUGAAAACUAUAAUUUAGUCCAAUACAGAGCAUUUGGGAGAGUGUAUUAUCAAGUAUAUGUCAAUAACAUCAAUAGUAAAAUACAAGAAUUAAAAGUACAGUUACGCGACAGUUCCAUUAUUCCACGAUUUGUGGAACGUUGA
Adelges cooleyi (spruce gall adelgid) is the source of this 549-nucleotide messenger RNA. RefSeq lists its product as uncharacterized. Lineage: Eukaryota; Metazoa; Arthropoda; Insecta; Hemiptera; Adelgidae. The transcript is spliced from 7 exons. The record is from RefSeq and is a predicted model, not a curated record. The coding region runs from base 124 to 549 and encodes 141 amino acids.